Messenger RNA from Gastrolobium bilobum, 1206 nucleotides. RefSeq names its product serine/threonine/tyrosine-protein kinase HT1-like. Lineage: Eukaryota; Viridiplantae; Streptophyta; Magnoliopsida; Fabales; Fabaceae. The transcript has 7 exons. The record is from RefSeq and is a predicted model, not a curated record. Gene Ontology annotation, biological process: protein phosphorylation. Gene Ontology annotation, molecular function: ATP binding; protein kinase activity. Bases 1 to 1206 code for a protein of 401 amino acids.
AUGAUGAUUAUUGUGCAAAUAACAUAUCUUUUGUAUCUAUUGACUUUUGACAAUGUUGCUGCUGAUUUCGAUGAUGGCUUUGUCUUUGAUAUUGAUCCUAGCUUGCUAGUGGACCAUGAUAAACUAACCAUUGGCGACAUGAUCGGAGAAGGGUCUCACUCGAUUGUCUACAAAGGAUGGUACGAAGACCAUCCUGUUGCUAUAAAGGUUAUACUCCCAGAAAGAACCAGGGAUGCUACCCCAGAAUGUAAGGCGAAAUUUCAGAGGGAGGUGAACUUGAUAUCUAGGAUUAAACAUAAAAAUAUUGUGAAGUUUAUUGGCGCCUCUGUGGAACCAUCAAUGGUGAUAAUCACAGAACUUUUGGAAGGUGGUUCACUUCAGAAAAACUUGAACAGCAUCUAUCCAAUGACUUUAGAUUUGGAACAAUCUUUAAGUUUUGCUCUGGACAUUUCUCAAGCUAUGGAGUGUUUGCAUGCAAAUGGCAUCAUUCACCGUGAUCUGAAGCCUAGUAAUUUACUUCUAACGAAAGACAAGAAGCUUGUUAAACUUGCUGAUUUUGGGAUAGCUAGAGAGGAUAUAUGUGAUGAGAUGACUUGUGAGGCUGGUAGUUACCGAUAUAUGGCUCCUGAGUUGUUCAGCAAAGAUCCACUUCCAAAGGGAGUAAAGAAAUUCUAUGAUCGCAAGGCAGAUGUCUACAGCUUCGCAAUAGUUCUGUGGUCCUUGAUCAAAAACCAAAUUCCAUUUAAAGAAAGGGAAAAUUUGAUGGCAGCAUAUGAUACAGCAAACAACAAAAGGCCAAGUUUGGAUGAGUUUCCACAACAUCUACUUCCCCUCGUGCAAUCCUGCUGGGCAGAAGACCCAAAACAGCGACCAGAAUUCACGGAGAUCACUGAAACACUGACAAUGUUUCUCCAACAUUGUUACUCAACAAGGACUACACUUGCCAGCAUAACUGAGAUUGAAGAAAUCGAUAGUAACAGUGAAGAAUCAUGUCCAAAAAUACGGGCCAAAGGCCCAAAGUCUGUGAAAAACAUUUCGAUACAUGAUCAUGGGACUAUAAUAAAACCCAAGGACCGCAUAAAGUGUGAGUUUGAGUCUCUGAGGGGAGAACAGAACCCCUACUCUGACACAGCGGAAAGCAAGCCAAAAAAGAAAAGCAAGCUCAAGAGUUUACUCAAGUGCUUUCGUUGUUCCUUUGGCAUUUGA